Postia placenta MAD-698-R-SB12 is the source of this 1176-nucleotide messenger RNA. RefSeq lists its product as hypothetical. The record is from RefSeq and is a predicted model, not a curated record. NCBI's taxonomy places the organism in Eukaryota, Fungi, Basidiomycota, Agaricomycetes, Polyporales, Adustoporiaceae. The transcript has 2 exons. The coding region runs from base 1 to 1176 and encodes 391 amino acids.
AUGGUCAGGGAAGUAGCACCUGAGAUCAUCGACCACAUCAUCGAUUUCCUCCAAGACGACUCCAGUGCACUAUGCUGCUGCACGUUAGUGCACCCAUCUUGGCUGCCCCGUAGCCGGUUCCAUCUCUUCCGCAAGGUGUCUCUCCGCUCCCGGCCUUCAUUAAUCGCCCUGCACUCCGUCCUCACGAGCCCGCGCAUCCAAGACCACCUCAGAUGCACACGCGAGCUUCUUGUCGAGCACGACGUCGCCGCCGAAUGGGCGGAGCUCGUCCCCGAGCUGUUCGCCCCGCACAUGCGCGAGCUCGAGUCCCUUGCGUUGCACGACGCCCGCUUCUAUGGGACCGCGCCCCACGCCCCGCUCUUUACCUCCAUCGCCUCGCUCACGCUCGUCUCGUGCGUGUUCCGCACGUGGCACAAGCUGCAGUGCAUGCUCUGCGGCCUCCCCCGCCUCCGCGAGCUCUGCAUGGUCGCCAUCGCGUGGCGCCGCCGGAAUGCGCCCGACAACUCGGACCCGCCCCCGGGGAACGAGCUGCGCCUGCGCGCACUGCAUGUCGAGGACGUGGCGUCCGGGGAGCUCUGUGACUUGCUGGACUGGCUCGUGAGCACGGCUUCGGGCCUUGAGGCGACUGUCCGCUCUCUCCGCCUCAUACCGCGCGAUCUCAAGGGCUGGCAGGUGUCGGCUAGCCGACUGCUCGUAGCGCUAGGUCGGUCUCUCGAGCAUGUCGAGAUCCCCAUCGUGCGCAUCGACGGUGACAACCUCGGUCUCGUUCACAACACGAGACUAGGGACCAUACGCUUGCGGUACAGGUUCUCCGAGCCGUGCGCGCGUGCCAUGGCCCGGAUAUCGGCGAUGGUCAACACCAUCGCCUCCCGCCGCCUGGAGUGUUUCCGCUUAGACAUUAUCUUCAGGCUGGACUUGCACAGCUUUAACAUCGAAAGAGAGUUGCAAAACUUUGAGACUGACACGGUCUGGGCACGAUUUGACGCGUCCAUCACGGCGGGCAUCUUCAACAAUGUUAAGGAAGCCUGGAUCCACCUCGAGUGGCAUCUUCGAGAGUCGACCUCCGUGGAGAGCUUUGAUCGCGCGCACAGGGCUUUCCAAGCCGGACUGCGUCAGACUCUGUGGGAGCGUCGAGGCAUCCUGAAGGCGACGCAUGCAGUAUUCAACCAUGAGUAG